Molecule: messenger RNA, 897 nt
Organism: Rubroshorea leprosula
Lineage: Eukaryota; Viridiplantae; Streptophyta; Magnoliopsida; Malvales; Dipterocarpaceae
Source: the annotation of a GenBank genome assembly
UCCACCACCACCACCACCACCAAGGCGGAGCCAGUCACGGUGCUGACAUAGCCUCCCCAUCUGAGUCACCCUGUUUCUCUUCCAAGCUCCUUCAUCAAACAGAGGUCCUUCCCUAGCUAGCCUUACCUCUCAGGUUCUGUUUUAUACACAAGACAUAGACCAAAAAUGAGUCGCAGGAAUGGUCCAAAGCUAGAGUUGAAGCUGAACCUAUCACCACCAAGGAUGAAUCCAAGAGUGGAGUCACCAAGCAGAUCAGCAACAGUGUCACCAACAUCUCCGCCAAGUUCCUGUGUGUCAUCGGAGAGGAACCAACAUGACAACCUCAGGUACUCAAGCAGUCCUGAGGCAACGUCCAUGGUGCUGGUGGGGUGUCCCAGGUGCCUCAUGUACGUGAUGCUAUCAGAAGAUGAUCCCAAGUGUCCCAAAUGCAAGAGCACUGUUUUGCUCGAUUUCCUCCAUGACAACACCAAUCCCACCGCUGCAGCAGCCGCCUAUGACACAAGGAGGAGCUAGAGUAGAGCUGGCUCUCUUCAGAAAAAAAAAAAAUGCUCUUAUUAGGACUUAUGCUAUAUCUGUCUUACCUUAAUUUUGUAGGAUAGCGCUACUAGUGCUCCACCGUUUUUUCCUUUAUUUUCAUUCCAGAAGACAUGAACUAGCAGCAACAUAAUCAUCUAAGGGUGGAGCACCAAUAGCACUGCUCUUUUGCCAUUUUUAUUAAUUUCCCUUUUUUCCUGCUAUGAUUGAACAUAGAAGAUGGCAAUAUGAGCAUGGUAAUGGGAUCCCUCUGUUUCAGUUCUGGCAUCUGUUUUUCUUCACUCUUUUAGCGGAAGACUAUGUAAACUGUCCAUUUUAUCUUAUUAGUUCAGUAAGCGGAAAAAAUACACUUUUCCUUCCCUG